This is a messenger RNA of Fusarium pseudograminearum CS3096, 2058 nucleotides long. RefSeq lists its product as uncharacterized. The transcript is spliced from 7 exons. Bases 1 to 2058 code for a protein of 685 amino acids. Gene Ontology annotation, biological process: nuclear-transcribed mRNA catabolic process, nonsense-mediated decay. Gene Ontology annotation, cellular component: telomerase holoenzyme complex. Gene Ontology annotation, molecular function: telomeric repeat DNA binding; protein binding; telomerase RNA binding. The record is from RefSeq and is a predicted model, not a curated record. NCBI's taxonomy places the organism in Eukaryota, Fungi, Ascomycota, Sordariomycetes, Hypocreales, Nectriaceae.
AUGUAUCGCAGCCUAGUUUCCGUCAGGUAUCUACCGAGAAAUAACAUCUUUGCAAUAUUUGUAUCACCGAGACGCCACAAAUUGCAGCGGUCAAGAAUGGCGGAUUUCAGCAGCAAAUGGGUACGCCAUCUCAGGAUCCGGGAUCGUCAGGGCAGGGACAAAGGGGGAGAGUCCCAGUCCUAUAUCUGUGAUAUCUGCGGCAAUGAAUCCCACACUAUAGAAGCAUGGCGCGAACAUGCUCAAAGCGAUAAUGAGCAUCGUAAGGACCAAGUCCCUUCUGGGGCUGCAGUUGAUGAAGAUCGAGAUGCAGACGGACAUAGAGACAAGCGCUGUUCACCCCCACCGGCACGUCCGACGCCCAGUAGUCCGCAAGCUAGCCGCAGUCGCGCUCGCAUUGAGACCCGGAUCGACUUCGACCGCGGUCCCCACAAGAAUACUACCGGCCGUCAGCUAUGGACUGAAGACAACCCUCAACCAAAGUCACAUAGCCAAGGCCGUUCUGUCCCUCUUCCUUCACCCAGACAGGGGCCACCUCCCAAGGCGAACAGACAUACACAACCUACUGCACAGCAACCCCCUCCACCCUCCUUCAUCGAUGAUGACUCGUCAAGGAUGAUGCGUCAACCGGAGACCCGGCCGAUCUCCCAAGAUCAGCUCGUCGCCGAGGUCAAAGGCAUAUAUGCAGGGUUGGUCAUGGUUGAGACCAAAUGCAUCGAAGUUGAUAAUGCACAAUCAUCCAACACGGAUGCCAACUCAAAGCUCAACAAUGAACAAUGGCAAGCGUUGAUUGCAUUACACAGAACACUCCUUCACGAACAUCACGACUUCUUUCUCGCCAGUCAACACCCCUCUGCCAGCCCGGCCUUACGCAGAUUGGCUUCCAAGUAUGCGAUGCCUGCUCGCAUGUGGAGACAUGGUAUCCAUUCAUUUCUCGAACUUCUUCGACACCGAUUGCCAGCCUCUCUCGAACACAUGCUCACUUUCUUAUACUUGGCAUACAGCAUGAUGGCCUUGUUAUAUGAAACUGUGCCUGCUUUUGAAGAUACCUGGAUCGAAUGUCUUGGUGACCUUGGCCGAUAUCGUAUGGCCAUUGAGGACGAUGACAUUCGCGACCGGGAGGUUUGGACCGGCCUUUACUUUUACACCAAAUCCCUUUGCGUUCCUAUCCCAUUUUCGAGUGCUCGAGAGAGCAUCAUGACUCUGUUCGAUCCUGUCCUUAGCAACAGUCCUUCACGUCUUGCUCCAGUUGAUGCCGCAUUUGUGCGUGUUCAUGGGAUACUGUUUUCUAAGAAGUCCUGGGACCAACUCGAUGACUCUAUGGCAAGCUUCGAUGAACUGCUGGAUGAUCAUAUUGCCAGGACCGCCAAGAGAUGGCUUGAAUCAGGAUAUUAUAUUGGAAUUUCUAUGGCUUGUUCACUUCUUGGUUACGGUGCUGAGUUCAACGUUCUUAUGCGUGCCAUGUCCAAGAAGCCCGAGGAGACCGAUGUUCCUAUGGAUGGAAGCACAAUUUCCGAGGCCACCCCAGACGAGACCUUCAGCCUUGCUCUUAAAUUUGCAACUAACACAAUCUCGAUUGUACUCAGCCGCUGGGGCGAUACCAAUACGUUACCGUUCGUGCAUACCAUGAUGGUAUUCAUGAACUACAUGACACGAUACCCGGCAGCCAUUUCCCACUUGGAAGAAAAAUACCCCUGGAAGCUAACCAGUUUUAUGCUCAACUCGCUGUUGGCCUCUUGCGAGCCUGGGUAUGAGGUGAAGGAUGAGUUCCAACUUUGGGAGAAAGAUCAACACCCACGGCCAUUGCCGGAAGAUUUUGCCAUGCGUGGCUUGCUUUAUUCCGAGGACUACUUUCCCAACGGAUGGUUCCAGAGUGACAAGGUUGACGAGGACGAGAAAUAUUUCGAGUUGCCCUCCAUGUCGGAACAACGUAAGGAUCGCAUCAUAUCCCUGGGACACAAACUCGCUACUUCAGGGAGCUGGUUGAUAUGGAAUGAGGACACCAGCAAAUUCUCGGUCCCGGCCAAAUACGAUAUCCAUAUACCUGGCUUUCCGAUGUGA